AUGAGACACCAAUUGGCUUUUGUUAGCCUCGUCAUUGGGCUCGGGCUGGUGGACGCCCAAUCAGCUUGUAUUCCUCUGACUAGCAACUUCCCCUCUUGUGCUUUUACCUGCAUUCUGUCUGCAGGUUCGGAGAUUGGAUGCACGAAAUCGGACGACGUUGCCUGUCGUUGCACUCCGGCUUCUUCAUCUGCCAUCAUUAGCAAGGCUCUACCAUGCGUGCUUGGAGGCUGUGCCGCCAGUGACAUCAACAAGGCUCUUGCUGCAGGUUCCACUAUCUGCCAGUGUGUUGCAACAGCAACUCCUGACCCUACCUCGAGCAGCCUGUCGCCCGAGAGCAGCAGUGCAGAGCCAAGCCAGACAUCGGGGAGUGUCUCUACAACAUCAGCUCCAGGUUCCUCCUCGGGACCUCCACCGGGCAGCACGUCUGAGCCAAGCCCAGGAAGCAGCUCGUCUGAGAAGCCUCCAGAGAGUACUUCAUCUAAAGACCAUCCAUCAGAUACAUCCACCAUCACCUCAUCCUCCUCCCAGCCCUGUGUCACAGUUUCGCCUUGCCAAAAGAGCGCUGACGCUGUGCCUGAUUGUGGAGAGGACUGUAUAUUCUCUGCUGCCGUCACUCACGCCAAGUGCGCCACCGAGGACUUCCAAUGCCAGUGUACAUCAUCUGCUGUGAUCCAGAGUGCCGCUCAGGAUUGUGUCAUCCAAGGAUGCGGCAUUCCUGGUGCUUUGGAGCUUCUAAGCUCUGUUAGUGCACUCUGCGAUUGCGUCAAAGAGAGCCCAACAGUCCCUUGCCCACCGGAAUCGACAAAGACACGUCCUGGUACACCCUCUGGUACCCCUUCUGGCACGCCCUCUGGCACGCCUUCCGGAACUCCAUCUGGCACGAGCACUUCCAAGGGACCCGGUAGCAGUGGCACGGAUACUAGCAAGACUAAGACGCCCGAAUCAACUCCCUCAGGAUCAAAGACUGGCCAUCAUCCUUCCUGUACCAAAGGUGGAAACUGUGCUUCACAAACAGGAGGUGAAGAUCAUCCCACUUGCACCAAAGGCUGCCCUACAAGCUCGGGUGGAGGAUCUUCUAACCCUUCACACACUGGCGGCGGUGGUGGCGGCGGUGGGAGCCAGAGCGGUUCUUCCAAGCCGUCGUCGACAGGCAAUGGAGGUGGUGGAAGCGAGCAGACAUCAUCCACAACCGUUCCAAUAUCUCCAGCGACCACCCGGCAAGUCAAUAUUCUUGCAGGCCUUGCAGCCUUCAUAUGGGUAGCGCUAGUGGUCACUUUCUAA
Messenger RNA from Clonostachys rhizophaga, 1281 nucleotides. The record is from the annotation of a GenBank genome assembly. Lineage: Eukaryota; Fungi; Ascomycota; Sordariomycetes; Hypocreales; Bionectriaceae.